Priapulus caudatus is the source of this 579-nucleotide messenger RNA. Its product is annotated as putative nuclease HARBI1. NCBI's taxonomy places the organism in Eukaryota, Metazoa, Priapulida, Priapulimorpha, Priapulimorphida, Priapulidae. The coding region runs from base 1 to 579 and encodes 192 amino acids. The record is from RefSeq and is a predicted model, not a curated record. The transcript is spliced from 3 exons.
AUGCAAGAAGAGGUCUGCGAAGAGAAAGAAUCUUUAGAGACAGAACGCAUCCAUCAAGGCAGUGUGAACAAGCUAAAACUGGACUUCUACAACGUCGCUGGAUUUUCUAACAAUUUUGUCAACAUUGUGGCUCGCUGGCCCGGCAGUAGUCACGACUCUUUUGUUUUCCAAAACUCACACAUUGGAAAUACGUUCGCAACGGGAAACAUUGACGGUUGGCUGCUUGGUGACAGUGGGUAUCCACUUCGACCAUAUCUCAUGACACCUAUCCUGAAUCCAAAUACAGAAUCCGAACGGUACAAAAGAGAGUGUGCAUUUGGUGUGUGGAAACUACGCUUCCGAUGCCUACAUCUGUCUACAGGUGGAGCACUACGGUAUACCCCGGACAGAGCAUGUCGGAUAAUUAUGGCAACCGCUGUACUACAUAACAUUGCAGUAAGAGAGAAGAUCCCUCUCCUCCCUGAUGAGAAUGAGGCUGAAUUCGGAGGUGACGAUAUUAAUGUGGGCGAGAGACCUAAUGACAAUGCAGAUGGGAGGCGUGUGCGGGAGCAGCUGAUACAACAGAGAUUUGCAAUGUAA